Molecule: messenger RNA, 1520 nt
Organism: Paramecium sonneborni
Lineage: Eukaryota; Ciliophora; Oligohymenophorea; Peniculida; Parameciidae
Source: the annotation of a GenBank genome assembly
GAAAAUUGGUAGAUGGGAUAUUCUAAAUUAAAAUAAAUAAAUGUAACUAUGAUAUAAGGAAUAUAAAGUGGAGGAGGUUUAUAUGAUUUGGAAGGAAAUUAGAAAAAGAUUGGAAAGUGGAUAGAAUAGGAUAAAUUUUUUAAAGCAAUUAAAUAAGUGACUUAUACUGGUGAAUAUAAUAUCAAUAGUAUGAAGGUAGGGAAAUGGGAUAUCAUGUUUACAAAAUCUAUUGAUUAACCAUAUCAAUAUAUGUAAAUAUUACAUGAGUAUAAGGAAUAUAGUGGUGGUGGAUCAUAUGAUUAACAAGGAUAUUAGAAAAAAAUUGGAAAGUGGAUAGAAUUGGAUAAUUUUUUUUCACUAAUUAAAUAAAUAACUUAUAAUGGUGAAUAUAAUAUCAAUGGUAUGAAGGUGGGUGGAUGGGAUAUGUGGUUUUAGAGACUUUUUGGAGAUAAAUAUGAACAUAUGUAAAUAUAUUAGAUAUAUUAAGAAUUUUUAAUAAACUGCGUGUGUACAUAUUUUAGUGGUGGUGGAUUUUAUGAUUAAGAGGGGAAUUAGAAAAAAAUUGGAAAGUGGGUCGAUUUAGAUGAAAAGUUUGAAACACUAAAUGAAAUCACUUAUAUUGGUGAAUAUAAUACCAAUGGUAUGAAGGUAUGUAGAUGGGAUAUUCUCAAUCGGAAUAAAUAAAUGUAAAUAUUCAAAAAAUAUAGGAUAGUGGAGGUGGAUCAUAUGAUUAAGAGGGAAAUUAGAAAAUGAUUGGCAAUUGGAUACAAUUGGAUAAAGAGUUUUAUCAUUUAAAAGAAGUCACUUAUAAUGGUGAAUAUAAUUUGAAUGGUAUAAAGAUAGGUAGAUGGGAUACUGUAUACUGCAAAUAUGAAGAGAAGGAAUAUAAAUUAAUGUAAGAAAUACAUGUAAGUGUUUUUAGUGGGGGAGGAUUUUAUGAUCAAUAAGGAAAUUAGAAAAAGAUUGGAAAGUGGCUAGAAUUGGAUGAAAGAUUUAAUUAUGAGAGAUAACUCAUUUAUCAGGGUGAAUAUAAUAUGAAUGGAGCGAAGGUAGGCAGAUGGGACAUUAUGUAUUUCAUCUACAGUUCGAUGGAAUAUAAAUAAAUGUAAAUAUGAUCUAAGUAUAAGGAAUAUUUUAGUGGAGGUGGAUCUUAUGAAUAAGAAGGAAAUGAAAAAAAGAUUGGAAAAUGGAUAGAGUUGGAUUAAUAUUUUAAUUCUAAUCAAUCAUUUUAUAAAGGUGAAUAUAAUAUGAAUGGAAUGAAGGUAGGUAGAUGGGAUAUUAUGUAUCGUAAAUUUGGAAGAGAAUAUAUCUAAAUGUAAAUAAAUAUCAGAAUAAGUAAUAUAGUGGAGGCGGAUUAUUUGAUUUAGAAGGAAAUAAGUUUGGAAAGUGGAUUGAGAUUACAUAAUCCUAUGAGGUCACACAGAAUGGUGAAUACAAUGCAAAUGGUAUGAAAGUAGGAACUUGGAUAGAGAUGGGAAUAAAUGAUGAUAAAAAACUAGGAGAAAUGAAAUAUGAUAAGU